AUGGCGCCAGAGGCUCCCCGAAGACAACAGCCCAAAACGAGGAGAACCGCAAAUGCGUACGAAAGCCCCAUCCCGAACAGAGUGGUCCUCGUCGUUACUGAGGAUGAAUUGGUAGAUGCGUCUCGUGUCGGCAAAGCAAGAUCAAGUGUUCGGGGGAGGUGCCAUGUAGCAACUGCAUCCGACGCUUCACUCGAUGCCACUUUGCGGAGGCUGGCAACAAGGCUCCUGCAAGAGUUGAGACAGCAAGCCAGAGGACAUCGAGGUAGCCCGAGUCCUGACCAUUACGAAGCUGGCGGACGGGCCCAGCCUCGAGGCAGUCCACGAAGGGCCAGGCAAUUGAACGAGUCCCAGACCUGGAAGGAAAGGCAACGUAGCGCGCCAAGGGGGCACGAAGCGGGUUAUCAAUUGGAUCGAGGUUGGAAGCGGGAUCGAAAGUCAUUGACCAGCGAGAGUUGCAGCUCGCAAAGCCAUGCCAGUCACCAUGACCUUUCCCCCAGAAUCCCGUCUCACAUAUCAUUCAGUCCAUCUGGAAGCCCCUUUGCGCAUCCGCCACAGUUCACCCCAUGCCGUGCUGAGCGCCAGGUUUCUCCUCCACUCGCCGCCGAAGUUGGCCCAAGACGUCGUCCCCAUGUUGCAGAGGCCUGUCGGCUAGUGUUCGAUGUUGACGAUGACGAACUUGACUUCACCGAGACUCCGGCUCUCGUGCGAGGGAGGACGCACCCGGAACGACAUCUUCAGGAGACCCCAAAACCUGAACAGGAACAAGAAGAGCCCCCCUCACCACGACCGUUGAUCUCCGUGCUAAACUCUGGUAGCCUGACAUCCCAACGAUUCAGUCUGCCUUCCAAGAUCAUCAAGAACAAGCAUCCCAACGGGCAAGGCUGGAUCUGGUUGGCGCCGUGGUCCACUUGGUCCUUCACAGUCCGGCUGCGCUUUCUUAUGAAGGAAAAGCUGUAUCCCGACUUGGAAGAAGGUAGUAUUGAUGUAUACGACGGGAAGAUUUAUCCCUUGCAUUGGAAGCCGGCGUCUAGCGACGCGCCAGACAUUACCGGCCUGCCAUCCAUGGACUACGCCAUCUAUCUCUUCAACGCCGUCAAGUUUCAUCUCGGCAGAGCCUAUCGGUUCUUUGAGGAUGCGAGCUUUCUCAGUUGUAUGAAUGAGUUUUACGACGGCGAGGCACGAGCCGUGGCAACGCAGCAUCGGUUUUGGUUUGUCCAGUACCUCCUGAUGCUGGCUUUCGGGAAGGCGUUCCUCUCGCGGUCGAGGGCGAGCAAGGAUCCCCUGGGCGCCUGCUACUUCACUCGCGCCAUGUCCCUGAUGCCCGAUCCUGCUGUUUUCCGGAGAGAUAGCAUUCUGGCGAUUGAGCUGACGGCAUUGGCGGGGCUGUACUUUUACGCAAUUGACCAUCGCGAGUCUGCGCACGUUUAUGUAGGUUUACCGAGGGGGCAGUUCUCCACGUCGCUGGGGCUGCCCAUGUCCAUCCAGGACAGCGGCAUCACGACGCACCUGAGUGUUCCCGGCGAGAACUCCCAAGAGGACACGGCCGUGGUUCUCCAGGUCAAGCUCUCCCAGCUUCUGUCGCACAUUCUUUCUUGUACUCUGUUGCUUGUCCUGGUCGAGUCUGACCCAGGAGUCGCAGAGGUCUUUCUCGUCUUCGACCUCGAGUUCGUCUACAGCGCAGCGAUCCACCUGACCAUGGCCGACGCCCUCUUCCCAAGCGUGGCCGAGGACGCCCGCGGGCACAGCCAGGCGGCGCACUCAAUCAUGGACGACAUGAUGGCGAAAGGCAACAAGGUCGCGGCGACGCGCAAGGGGGACCUCACACAGCUUGAGGAUCUCUGUCGCGAGCUCGCCGCCCGCACAGAUGCACGCGGCCUGCAGACGCUGACGCUGACGCUGCCGGGCCUCGACGACUCGAUCGCGGGCUCCCUCUCGGCAACGGGGUCCACGCUCGAGGCUGUGGCUGGCGUGGAGGAGGACGUGGGCCUGCAGAGGGGGCUUGGCGAUGGUGCCAUGGCGGAGGAGACGCCGAUGCUGUGGGCAUCGCUGCCGGUGGCGACGACGAAUCUGGAGUUCAUGGACACUAUUGGGAUAUCGUCGGAGGAGGUGUUUUCGAUUCUGGAUGAGAUUGGCAACAUGGAUGAUCAGGGGGUUGUGUACCACUGGCCCGAUGUGGGGUGA
This is a messenger RNA of Verticillium dahliae VdLs.17, 2181 nucleotides long. RefSeq lists its product as uncharacterized. Gene Ontology annotation, molecular function: sequence-specific DNA binding. Lineage: Eukaryota; Fungi; Ascomycota; Sordariomycetes; Glomerellales; Plectosphaerellaceae. The coding region runs from base 1 to 2181 and encodes 726 amino acids. Gene Ontology annotation, biological process: positive regulation of transcription by RNA polymerase II. Gene Ontology annotation, cellular component: nucleus. The transcript is spliced from 5 exons. The record is from RefSeq and is a predicted model, not a curated record.